Monodelphis domestica (gray short-tailed opossum) is the source of this 1475-nucleotide messenger RNA. It is a transcript of the gene ALKBH4, whose product is annotated as alkB homolog 4, lysine demethylase. NCBI's taxonomy places the organism in Eukaryota, Metazoa, Chordata, Mammalia, Didelphimorphia, Didelphidae. Gene Ontology annotation, molecular function: actin binding; demethylase activity; oxidoreductase activity. Gene Ontology annotation, biological process: actomyosin structure organization; protein demethylation. The record is from RefSeq and is a predicted model, not a curated record. Gene Ontology annotation, cellular component: contractile ring; midbody.
UGCCGGUCGAGAGGUGCUUUGGGCACAGCAUGGCGGCGGCGCUGCCCCGGUGCUGCGGCUGCAAGGGGGUCCGGACUUGCCUGCUGUGCGAGGGGGAGCGAGACGGUGGCACGGCGGGAACCCUGUACCCCAAGAAGACAGCCCAUUUCAUCUAUUGUUUAGAAACAGGUUUGGCUUUAGGAACGGAGAAAUCGGGAUUUGCUGGCUGGGCUUUUCCUUUCCCGGGAGUUGCGAUGAUAAAGGACUUUGUUAGUGCUGAUGAGGAGACCGAGCUGGUACGGUUAAUGGAUCAGGAUGACUGGAAACUUUCACAGUCUGGAAGAAGGAAACAGGACUAUGGCCCCAAAGUCAAUUUUAGGAAACAGAAGCUGAAAACUGGUGGCUUUGAUGGCUUGCCCAGCUUCAGCCGUGAGAUUGUCCACAGAAUGGGGCAGCAUCCUGUCUUGGAGAGGUUCCUGCCGGUUGAACAGUGUAACCUGGAUUAUCAUCCAGAGCGAGGCUCUGCGAUUGACCCCCACUUGGAUGACUCCUGGCUCUGGGGAGAACGGCUGGUCAGCCUCAAUCUGCUCUCACCUACUGUAUUGUCCAUGUCUCGGGAUUCCAAUGAGAGACUUCAGUUACUCUCUGUGGCCCAGCAGGGAACAAGGAACUCCCCACCAAAUGACCCAGUGCCAAGAGACCCAGAGGACACAGGCUCCAGGAGGUCUGUUCCAUGUGACCAGGUGGAAGUGGCCAUCCACUUACCUGCUAGGUCCCUGCUUGUAUUGUUCGGGGCUGCUCGCUAUCAGUGGAAGCACGCCAUCCACCGGCAGCAUAUUGAGAGCCACCGAAUCUGUGCCACCUUUCGGGAGCUGUCAGCCGAGUUCUGUCCUGGAGGAAAGCAGGGAGAACUAGGGCAGGAACUCCUGGAAAUAGCUCUGUCAUUUCAAGGAAAACCUGUGUGACUGGCCCAGAGAAAAGGAGCCAGUGGACUGAUCGGUCAAGAAAUAGCCAUCCAGGACCAGCUGCCCUCUUUGAAAAUGGUGAAUUCAUAACAGAGAACUGAUUUUAACUCGGCUGUAUUAUUUUUUGAAAGCUCACUCCAAAUCCUAAGGCCAGAAGGGGCAUUGUCUAGUCUUUCUCUGUUGUCAUACCUCUUGGGGAACUCUCAUCUUUCCCUGUUUUUGUUUUGGAAAGAAGCUAGGCUUUGAGGGUGCUCGGAGGUGGAGCUGGAGAGAGCUAGAAGAAUUGGGGUGGGGGCGGGUUGCUCCACCAAAUGGCUGAGCCCCCUGAGCUCCCCACACCCUGGAUCUGGCCCCUUUUUUCAUGGACCUUUACCUAGGAACAAUUUAACAAAAAAGGCCUCUGACCAAGUACAUCUACCUCCCCCAAAUUAUCGUAAGACUAAUGGGGGCAUUCCAAAUAUAGGCAACAUUCCAUGGAAAUAGGUGUGUCAUUAAAUGUCUAUUUUUGUAAGUUCUGAGAAGGUGAUGGAA